Hibiscus syriacus is the source of this 474-nucleotide messenger RNA. RefSeq lists its product as uncharacterized. Bases 1 to 474 code for a protein of 157 amino acids. NCBI's taxonomy places the organism in Eukaryota, Viridiplantae, Streptophyta, Magnoliopsida, Malvales, Malvaceae. The transcript has 2 exons. The record is from RefSeq and is a predicted model, not a curated record.
AUGUCCGGUUAUAAUAAGGAGAAACCAAGAACAAUCAGGCUUUUCUGUCCUUCAGUAUCGAAGCUUGUUCGGUUCGUGGCUUGCGAUAGCCAGAAACUGGACCUUGGCUCCAUAUCUCGAUUAUUCGGCCUAGACCCAUCAACGGUAAAACUCAAUGGCCACUUUAUAAGCCGAGGGGUUGAUCUUGUUUCUUCUUCUGUUACUUGGAGGUCACUGCUCUCUUUCUUCUCUUUCAAGGGCUUGUCAACUGGGAUUGAUGGUGAUCAUAAGGGCGCUCUCAUUGUUGAUGGCAAGCUUUGCAAAGUUGGGACUAAGAGAGCACAUGAUCCUCAAGAUGAUGUUAAUUUGAGUGGAGAUUCAGCUGGAAAUACUGGAAUAAACAAUGUUGGAAUUACUGCAAAGCGACACCUGAAAUAUAUUUGCUCGGUUGAAAACAAAAGGUCAAGGGAAAGCAGCUCAACAGGUAAAAUAUAG